Penicillium antarcticum is the source of this 1578-nucleotide messenger RNA. Its product is annotated as putative MFS alpha-glucoside transporter. The transcript has 2 exons. The record is from RefSeq and is a predicted model, not a curated record. Gene Ontology annotation, molecular function: carbohydrate:proton symporter activity. NCBI's taxonomy places the organism in Eukaryota, Fungi, Ascomycota, Eurotiomycetes, Eurotiales, Aspergillaceae. Gene Ontology annotation, cellular component: membrane. Gene Ontology annotation, biological process: carbohydrate transport; transmembrane transport. The coding region runs from base 1 to 1578 and encodes 525 amino acids.
AUGUUCUCGGAAAAGCAGAACACUGUUGUUCAAGUCAUAUCGGAAGAUGCCGCGGAAGAAGCCGAGCUAUCUUUCCAGUUCACAAAGGAGGAACAUGCCCUCAGUUGGUGGGAUGCUAUGGGAAUGCAUUACCCCGCCAUUGGCUGGGGACUUUUCAUGAAUUUGGCAACUAUCUUGAAAGGCAUUGACGGCGCCAUCGUGCGCAGUAUAGUAGGUCUUCCCGUUUUCAAGGAGACAUACGGGUACAACCAUAACGGCAAUUACAUUAUCGCUGCAGAGUGGCUAUCAGCCUUCAACUAUGCCAACAAUAUAGGCGCUAUAAUUGGUGCUCUCUGUUCGGGUCUUGCCUAUGAUCGCUUCGGGCCACGGUGGAUGACAGCCGGGUGCUGUGUCCUAUCCAUAGCAUUCAUUUUUAUCCAGUUCUUCAGUCAUACUCCGGCUCAGCUGUUCGCCGGUCAACUUGUCAACGGAUGUGUCAUUGCCUUUUACCCAAUCUGUGCAUCGGCCUAUGUCGGCGAAGUCACUCCUUUGGUACUGCGCGGGUUCGCAGCCACCAUGACCAAUCUCGCUUUCUCGAUCGGUUCUUUGAUUGCCUCGGGGAUCCUCAAAGGAACGGAGACCAUGGACACCAAGUGGUCGUACAAGAUUCCUAUUGCAACUCAAUGGGCCCUUCCGUGCGUUAUGUUGCUCUUGGUCGCCUUCUGCCCCGACCCGCCCUACUGGUUAUGUCGGAAGGGCCGCCAUGAAGACGCCAUGGCUUCUCUGCGCCGUCUUGCAACGCCUGGAGUUGAUGUAACCAAGAAAUUGGCGCACAUCCGGGAGACCCUACGUCUGGAGAAAAACCAUGAGGGAGAGCGACCUACUUAUCUAGAUUGUUUUCGGGGGACGAACUUUCGCCGUCUGGUAAUCUGCGUGAUGGCAUAUGAUAUGCAAGCAUUUACCGGAAAUGUGUUCUUCCUCAGCUAUGCCGUCCACUUUAUGGAGCUAGCUGGAUUGAAUGCUUCAAAUGCUUUUUCAAUGAACAUUGGUCUGACGGCGCUGGGUCUGCUGGGCACAUGCAUAUCCUGGUUCCUGCUUUCUUACGUUGGCCGACGAACCAUGUAUCUAUUUGGCUGCUCGAUGUUGGCGAUCGUGCUGUUCAUCAUUGGCAUCGUUGACAUUGUUCCACGACAGACGUCUACCACUUGGGCGCAAUGCGGCCUGAUGUUAGUUUGCACCUUUGUGUAUGACCUCAGUCUGGGGCCGUUUUGCUAUGUGCUACUCGCUGAAGUAUCAUCCGCCAAGCUCCGGGGGCUCACUAUUGCACUUUCCACUGUUACUUGCUUUGUCUGGUCAGUUGUUUUCGCGGUCGUCAUUCCCUAUGCGAUGAACGAAGACCAAGGGAAUUGGCGUGGCAAGAUUGGUUUCCUGUUUUCGGGGCUUAGCGUGCUCUGUACUAUCUACUGUUUCUUUUGCAUGCCGGAGACCAAGGGCCGUACAUUUGAGGAGCUGGAUAUCCUAUUUGAGCGCCAAGUGCCGAGCCGAAGGUUCAAGCAUUCAAAGGUGAAUAUUGACGUCGGGGGGAGGCGUUUGGAGUGA